This is a messenger RNA of Mizuhopecten yessoensis (Yesso scallop), 1821 nucleotides long. RefSeq lists its product as uncharacterized. Bases 262 to 1176 code for a protein of 304 amino acids. The transcript is spliced from 12 exons. The record is from RefSeq and is a predicted model, not a curated record. NCBI's taxonomy places the organism in Eukaryota, Metazoa, Mollusca, Bivalvia, Pectinida, Pectinidae.
GUCACAAACAAGCGUUGCCAUGUAACUAGGAGUAUAUGAGGUGAAAACUGCACGCAUCAUCAACAUCCCUCAGUGGAGAGAUCAAAACAUUGUGAAAGUGCCUCCUAAAGCAGUGCCCACGAACAAUAUGGCCCUAUACACAGCCAACCAAGUUCAGGAGUAAGAGAGUUUACAUGUCAUGACCCUGUUGUGGUUCGCUGUUUGGAUUUAAUCAUUAUUCACAGAUUUGUUUCCUCGGAGUACUAGGAUAUCUCAACGAACAUGUCGAAGCGAGGAAAGUCUCGAGGAAAAGAUAAGGGAAAGAAGCAGGAUGAUGAAGCUGAUGAGAAAGAGGGAAGCUUAGCAUACAAAAUUCUAUCAGAAGAUCAAUGUAAAACACUUCUUGGUCAAGAUGUUGACGAAAUGCAGACGACGUUAUGUGAUAUUUUCAAACUACACAACUACACUACAGACCUGCGUGAUGCUGGAGUGCUAGACUACUACACUGGGGCUGUGUGGUGGGGCAAGGAACAAGGCUUCCUUCCUCAACAACUCUCCGGCUUCUUCACCGUCAUACACAUACUGCUAGAUAAUGUAAAAGAACAACAUAUGACAAUGGUAGACAACUUGAAAGAGUUUAAGAAAUUGUUAAUUGGCAUUGAACCUGAGUAUCAACAAAUCAAGUCUGCUGGUUUAGAUUUUUUCAACACACAACAGGCUAAAGCUGUAACCACGUAUGUGACCACUUGUCUAUUUCAACACUAUAAGCUGUAUGAAUUAAUGUUCAAUCAAACUCAAGCUGAGGAAAUUAUUGGCACUGAUCUGGAGAUAGAGACAGCCAAGCCUGCAAGUGUACCGUUCCCCCCGCCCCUGGAUGAGGGCGUGUCACAAGAGAUGUUUGCCUCGUACAUAGCCACCCCUCCUCCAACACCAGAACCUGAGGUAGUUAAAAGUGAAGGUGGUUUGGCUGGAGAGGAGGAGGGAGACAAAGCGAUGGAGGAGCUAGACACAAAAUUGGACACAGACAUUUUCUCCGAGCUCACGGUGGAUGAUGUGCGAGCAGUAAUAGAAAGUGUAGCCAAGGAGUUGCUGGACCCAUUACAGAGUGAAAUUGCAGCAAAACUUCGAGAAAAGGAAAAUGUUCUUAUUGGAAGAAUCAACAAAGUUCAUAAAGUGGCUGAAGACGGAUCUCCUUAAAAUGUGUGGUCUUUUUCAGUAUGUGUAAGAAAACAGUACUUUAUAACAUGUAAAAAUGUCAACAGUGCAGAUAGGAAGCAUGUUCAAACCUAGGGACCAGAAUUGUGCAAUCGACAAGCUACACUGGUUCAAGGCCUACACUCCUGGAGUGUACACAUAUAACACUGACUCCAUCUCCUCAAGUGAUGUGAAAGUUGUCGUACAAUUGGUGAUUGAAGUGUUGUGAACACAUAGUUUGUGUUGACUAUAAUUUAUGAAUAUGAACAAGAAACGUAAAAAUAAGAAUAAAGUGUAAGUUAAAUGUUCUACAAUAUGUGCUGUAACAUGGAUGUGUUGUAACAUGCUUUUAACAUGUUGCAUUCAUUUUUAAUUGUUUCCUUUUUUAAAAAUAAAAUAAUGAAAUGUUGAUAUAUUCAAAAUGUAUUUAUUCUAUAAAAUAAAUUCUUGUACAUUUACAUAUAUGUCUUCUUCCUUUAUUAAAAGCACUGGUUUAUUUCCAACCAUGCAAUGCAAGUUUAUAAACGUAUGCCUUUUCAUGCGUUUCAUUCAACUGGAUCUUGCGUUUGGUAUUCCUUUUAAUGUACAACUGAAAAGUUUUCUGUUUUGAGAUACAUUUUAUGUAAAAGAAAACAAGGUGUUAAAAAG